AUGACUACCUCCACCCACCUCGACCUGUACGCAGCCCAUUGGAUGGGCUCACUGAGCCCAACCUUCAACUCGCCAGACACGCGCAACUUGCUCUUAAUCGUCAUUCCCAGCGACUCUUCAUCAGGGGGCACGGCGUACAUGAUCGAAGCCACCCGGUCGCACUAUCAGCUGUGGACUGAAGCUAAUAUGGACCGAGAGCAGUUCACCAACAAGGUCCGCUAUAUUGGCACAUUCCCUGUGUCAGCUACAGAUGCGAAUGGCAUUGCGGAGGAGUGCGUCCCUCUUAUCGUGCAGCGUCUGAAAGAGGAUGGCGCUCUAAAGGGUACGCCUUUGGAACAGGUGCGUGCUUCUUUCUUGAGUGACUUUCAGCAGGUGCUUUGUGAUGAAAAGGAGCAUGGCGCUGAAUUGGCUGGGUGGUUGGUUCGAGCAGGCGCAGCCUUUAUACUAGGAUUUGCCAUUGGAGGGGGAGAGGUGCCAAGUACAUCCAAAAUGCUUCUUGGUUGUGUGCUUUGGGUGCUUGGGCUUGGGGCUGUGGGGUUGAGGCUUUAUGCUUGA
This is a messenger RNA of Aspergillus mulundensis, 555 nucleotides long. RefSeq lists its product as uncharacterized. Lineage: Eukaryota; Fungi; Ascomycota; Eurotiomycetes; Eurotiales; Aspergillaceae. The transcript has a single exon. The coding region runs from base 1 to 555 and encodes 184 amino acids. The record is from RefSeq and is a predicted model, not a curated record.